Molecule: messenger RNA, 2741 nt
Organism: Crotalus tigris (Tiger rattlesnake)
Lineage: Eukaryota; Metazoa; Chordata; Lepidosauria; Squamata; Viperidae
Product: transient receptor potential cation channel subfamily V member 2-like
Exons: 16
Coding region: 484-2718 (744 amino acids)
Biological process (GO): calcium ion import across plasma membrane
Cellular component (GO): membrane
Molecular function (GO): protein binding; calcium channel activity
Source: RefSeq, a predicted model, not a curated record
GUACAGCCACUUGUCUGAAAUGAUAUGGGGUCUCCUGCUUGAACGUGACCUCUAGUCCAAGGAGAAGUAAUAUCUUACAAACGUUAGGACUUUCUGCUUUAGACACAAGGUCAGAACUGUUCUCGUUUCCUCUAAACACAAUCCCCAAAUGGAGAAAUGGAGAAAAUCUCACGAUGGUGUCUCUGAGCUUCUCAAGACUUGAGUAUUCUAACCACUUCCUCCUUUUCAGGACUAUAAAGUUUACAAUAUCCUCGCUGUCAGACUUACGUGAGGCUUCUCCACCCAGAGUGAAACCCCUGCUCUUCCUACGAGCUGCAGAUCUUGUGGUGUAGAGGGUGUGUUGUGGUUCUGGGCCAAGGAUCUUGGCCAACUUUCUUGCGUUUGCCAGGUGAACCGAUCGCUGGAGAUCCCUGCAAAGGAUUCUUGGAGAUUUGGGGCAAUUAGGCAUCGUGAAAAUCAGCUUGUCACCUCCCAUCCUGGACGAUGGAGAAAUCCCACUAUUUCCUGGAGACAGAUGACGGCCUUGGAGAGGAUCUGAACGCAGGUGCCACGGGGGCAUCUGGGAAGGAGCCUGGACCGCAGCCCUUGGACACCCCCUUCGAGAAGGAAGCCCCCCCUUCCCCACGGAUUCGGGUGAAUCUGAAUUAUCUGUCAGGACCCCAAAAACCGGAUGACCCAGACCGCUUCGACAGGGACCGUCUUUUCCAGGCCGUGGUAGCAGGAGACCCUGAACUGCUCAAUGGCCUGAGCGAUUAUCUGCGGAAAACGUCCAGCUCUCUCAGUGACCCCAAAUAUAGAGAUGGGGAGACAGGAAAGACCUGUUUGAUAAAGGCCUUGCUCCAUUUGAAAGACGGGAUGAACCCCACCAUCCCUUUGCUCUUGAAGAUAGACAAGGAGACCGACAGACGUGUUCCUCUGAUCAACGCUGCUUGCACUGACAGCCACUACAAAGGCCACACAGCCCUCCACAUCGCCAUCGAGAAGAGGAACUUAAAUCUUGUGAAGAUCUUGAUGGAGAACGAAGCUGAUGUCCACAUCAAAGCUUCUGGUCUUUUCUUCCAGCAGCAGUGCUUUUAUUUCGGUGAACUUCCUCUGUCCUUGGCUGCUUGUACCAACCAGCUAGAAAUGGUCAAGUACCUCCUGGAUAACCCGUACCAGAAGGCCAGAUUGACCGAACAGGAUUCCAUGGGCAACACCGUCCUCCAUGCAUUGGUGAUGGUGGCCAAUGACAUGGAGAAGAACACCGAGGUCGUGGUUAAGAUGUACGACGAGAUCCUGAAGAAAGCAAUUGAGAUCCACCCUUCCUGCAAGUUGGAAGAGAUUGUCAACAGGGAACAGCUGACCCCUUUGACUCUGGCUGUCAAGACUGGGAAAGUCGAGAUCCUCAAGCACAUUCUCCACCGAGAGAUUCCCGAGUUCCAGGACCUUUCGCGCAAGCUGACUGAGUGGACUUAUGGUCCCAUCCACACUUCCCUCUAUGAUCUGACCUCCAUUGACACUUGUGAGAAGAACUCAGCACUGGAGAUCCUGGCCUACAACAGCGACACUCCAAACCGGUACAAAAUGGUGGUCCUGGAGCCUUUGAACAACCUACUUCAGCACAAAUGGGAAUUUUUCAUUAAAAAAAGGUUUAUCUUCAGUUUAUGCUUCCACCUGAUUUUCAUGCUGGCCUUCACAACCACUGCUUACUUCCAGCCUCCAAAGCGUGAGCCUUUUGUUCCAACAACAAUGACAUUUGAGGACGUUGUUGGGCCAGUGAUCGUUUUAAUUGGUGGUAUUUAUUUCUUCAUUACUCAGAGUGUUCACUUCUGGAGAAGACGCUUCUCUUUGAAAAGUCUUCUAGUGGAUAGAUGCUUCGAGAUAUUCCUGUUUGUGCAAGCGUGUACGAUGCUGGCCUCAUCCGUGAUGUACUUUGCAAAGAUGGAGGACUAUGUGCUGCCCAUGGUGUUUGCCUUGCUUUUGGGCUGGGUGAACAUGCUCUACUAUACCCGAGGUCUCCAGCAGACGGGGAUCUACAUCGUGAUGAUCCAGAAGGCCAUCUUCAAGGACCUUCUGCAUUUCCUGAUGGUUUAUGUGAUCUUCCUAUUGGGCUUUGCCUUAGCUCUCGUCAUUCUCACCGGGGACGCUUCCCAUCCCGCCCUCAACGAGUCCCUCCCGCUCAGCGACGACUCUAAAGACCAGGCCGUAUAUUCGGGGCUGCUUCAAACUGCCCUGGAGCUCUUCAGGUUCACCAUCGGCAUGGGCGACCUGGAGUACAACGAGAAGUUGAAGCACAGCGACGUGGCCAUGCUGUUGGUCCUCCUCUUCGUCAUCUUGACCUACAUCCUCUUGCUCAACAUGCUGAUUGCCCUGAUGAGUGAAACCGUUACCAACGUCUCCGGGUACAGCCAGAGCGUCUGGCAGUUGCAGAGAGCCAUUGCUAUUCUGGAGUUAGAGAGAAGCUGGAUCUGGUGCUGGAAGAAGACUCAGAAAGCCGACUGUUUCCGCUCCGUCGUCUCCCAGCACAAUACAGACGAGAGGUGUUUUUUAAGAGUAGUAGAGUUUAACUGGAAAGACUGGGACGAAAAAAUCAGCGUCAUCAGCGAAGAACCCGUGGAAAAUACCUUUCUGGAGAAGUCAGCAGUGUUGAAAAUAAGGAAGUGGAUGAUCCAAGUACUGAAUCGCUCGUCUACACUGGAGGAAGUAAAGGAAGAGGAGGUGCCACUAAGGAACAUAUGAGGAGAGGAAUCACCAGGAGGGAG